Molecule: messenger RNA, 2403 nt
Organism: Penicillium odoratum
Lineage: Eukaryota; Fungi; Ascomycota; Eurotiomycetes; Eurotiales; Aspergillaceae
Product: Zn(II)2Cys6 transcription factor
Exons: 1
Coding region: 1-2403 (800 amino acids)
Biological process (GO): regulation of DNA-templated transcription; DNA-templated transcription
Molecular function (GO): zinc ion binding; DNA-binding transcription factor activity, RNA polymerase II-specific; DNA binding
Source: RefSeq, a predicted model, not a curated record
AUGUCUGCAACAACUAACACCGAUAAGCACCGACUGAGAGCGGCUAAGGCCUGCCGACGGUGUAAUCAACGAAAGGUCAAAUGCGACGCGACGCAAUUAGGCUUUCCCUGUAGUCGUUGCCGAAUGGACAAUAAUUCCGACUGUGUCCUGCUCACCUCUAAGCGAGGGACAUAUGAUCGGCGGCUCAGACUCAAACGACAUGAAGCGCGCACGGCAGAAUCUCCAAGCCCUAGAUAUGGCACGAAGCACCGUAAGCCGGCGGUGACAAACCCUAGGCAUGCCCCAGAUGACGACGAUGACGACGACGACGACGACGACGACGACGACGACGACGACGAUGAUGAUGAUGAUGAUGACGAUGAUGAUGAUGAUGAUGAUGAUGAUGAUGAUGAUGAUGAUGAUGAUGAUGAUGAUGAUGAUGAUGAUGAUGAUGAUGAUGAUGAUGAUGAUGAUGAUGAUGAUGAUGAUGCUCCUGCUGCUGCUGCUGCUGCCCGCAAUGACUCUCUGCCCCUAUACUGUUCCUUGCCGGCCUCGCAUCUGUUUGAGAGUAACGAGGAACAGGCUUCCACUGCCACCUUUUCGCGUGCCCAAAUGGGUGGCUCCGCAAGUAGCAACAUCAUCGCCCCGUUGACCGCUACCACGGUCCCCGCGAUGACGUCGUCGCGGAAUGUCCCGUCCCUGUCAUCCAUGUUCCAAAAUUUCGUGGGCAAGGAGGGAGAAGAGGCCCUGAAAGCCGAGCUGGUACUAUUCGGGGAGUCCUCGCCCCUGACAUUUUCGUUGCAGCUCCGUCGCGAGGCGGACCCGAACCUGCACGACAUCAGCCACGGCAUCUGCAGUAGCCAGUCGCUGGCCGUCAUCCAGGAGGAUGACCAUCCGGCCCAUCUGGCACCCUAUGAGAUCGAAUGCCUGAAGGCCAAAGGAACGUUUGAGACCCCGGGACCUGAGGUCUUAGAUGACAUAUUCAACGUUUUUCUCGAUCGUUUUUACCCUUUGUACCCCGUGGUCGAUCCAAUCGAGCUCCGAAAGGCUCACGAAAAGCGCAAGGUGCCGUGGAUUCUCCUCCAAUCCAUCUGUUUCAUUGCCAUGACCUUUGGCGAUGCGACCUUGAUCUACAAGGCUGGCUUCCGCUCACGCGUCGUGGCGCGCCGGCUAUUCUACCAUCGUGCCAAGGCGUUGUUUGAUUUCAAUUACGAGAAUAACAAAAUUAUUCUCCUCAAGGUCGCCAUUCUGCUCAGUUUCAAGGGGCCACAGAUGGAUUGUUACUGGAACCCAUGCUCCUGGAUCGAGGUCGGGGUCACCGUGGCAGUCUCGCUCGGCAUGCAUCGCAAGGCCGUCAGCCAAAAUCGGCAUCCCGACGAUCGCGCGCUCCUUAAGCGACUGUGGUGGAUCCUGUCCCUGCGCGAUGCGCACUGUUCGGUCCUCCUCGGGCGUCCAUUUCGCAUCAACAUCAUGCAGUGCGAUGUCGACAUGCUGACUCUGGACGAAUUUGUCGACACCCAUACCCGCGAGGAGAAUUCUGCUACCUAUCACUGUGAUUGCCAAGCGGCGUUUCAAUAUCAAAUCCAUGUAGCGGAAUUGUCCCUCAUCUUGCGCGCCAUCGUGCUCUUCCGGUUCGGGCCUGGCAGUGAAGCGACCUCCGCUGCCGCCAUUCAGGCCCAGCUGGAUACGUGGAAGACCAAAACCAGCGCCGGACAUAUGGCAUCCGUCAGACAUGGGGGGCCUCCAAUCUCGGCAUGGAGUGUGCAGAUGGAGAUUCUGCUCGAAUACCAUACCAUGCUGCUCUACAUGGAUCCACCUGGCCAGGGCAACCUGAACCCGGCGCAGCAGCACUACAGUUCCGACUCCCCAGUCAUCGCCUACUCGUCCGCCUUAGCUAUCUCCUCCGCCGCGAUCAAACUGGUGACCAAGACCUCCCUCUGCGCCCUGCCCCACGAGAUAUUCCCCGCGUUCUUCACGGCUGGAAUCCUGUUGUAUAGACAGGCCCAGCAGGCCGGGGAUUUCCAUCUUGCCAAGAUGAUGCAGGCCAGCUUCGAUAACUGCCAAAUGCUCUUGAACGAAGCGCAAGCCUCCUGGGAUCCCGGGCGCUGGGCAAUGAAAAUCUUUAGCUUCCUUCUGUCGGGGCUAGAUGAAUCGGACCCGGCGAGUACAUUGCAUCAAAACCAGUACCAACGACCGCAGGACGGUGAACAGCAAGCUGGGGCUGGGGCUGGAGUGGGGGCCGAGCCAGGGGGCGAUAACUUGCCCAUCUCUGCUGUCGGACAGGGGGUAGUCAACCCAAAUGGCGAGGCAUUGUGGCCUCCUGGCUUGGUUCUUCCCUGCAUAGAUGAUGACCGAGGUUCCAUGAUGGAUAUUAACGAGUACAUGUUGCUACCGAACUUCUUUGGCCCACCGUAUGGAAAUUAG